AUGUAUGGUCCAUCGACAGGCCCUCAGACGGGCAUCAACACCCCUCGAUCCUCACAAUCUCUCCGCCCCUUGACCCUCACACAUGGCUCCCUCGAAUUCUCCUUCCUCAUUCCGACAUCCCUCCACUUCCAAGCCGCCCAGCUAAAAGACACAUUCAAGGCCACGCUGCCACAACCGACCGAUGAAUUGGCCCAAGACGACGAGCCGUCCUCCCUCGUCGAGCUUGUUGCCCGCUAUGUCGGCUACGUCGCAUACGAAGUCGACGAAGGUGACGAAGACGCCCACCCCACCAACUUAGAAGUCCUCAAGGUCGUGUUAAACGAAUUUGAGCGUGCUUUCAUGCGGGGAAAUGACGUCCAUGCCGUGGUCGCCGGUCUAUCAGGCAUAUCAGAAAAGAAAAUCUCGGUAGUCAAGUCAUAUUAUGCCGCUCGCGCUGCAGCUGGCCGCGCCACAAAGCCCUAUGACUCUGCUCUGUUCCGUGCUGCUGCCGAAAACGAUGUCAACAUAUACAGUGUCUUUGGCGGACAGGGUAACAUCGAAGAGUACUUUGACGAACUCCGAGAGGUAUACACUACUUACUCAUCCUUUGUCGAGGAUCUCGUCUCAUCCUCCGCCGAACUGUUGCAAUCGUUGUCGCGAGAACCUGAAGCCGCAAAACUCUAUCCAAAGGGACUAGACGUUCUUCAAUGGCUUCAUGACCGCGAUUCGCAGCCCGAUACUGACUACCUAGUUUCCGCUCCGGUCAGUCUUCCGCUCAUUGGAUUGGUCCAGCUGGCCCACUACAUGGUGACCUGUAAGGUCCUGGGCAGACAACCAGGAGAGUUCUUGGAGCGCAUUGGUGGUACUACGGGCCAUUCCCAGGGUGUCGUCACUGCUGCAGCUAUUGCCGCUGCCAAAACUUGGGAAGAAUUUGCCAAGGCCGCCAAACAAGCUAUCAUCCUCUUGUUUUGGAUCGGUCUUCGCAGCCAGCAAGCAUACCCUCGCACUUCGCUUGCUCCAUCUACCCUCCAAGAUUCAAUUGAAAACGGCGAGGGCACACCCACUCCCAUGUUGUCUAUCAGGGACCUGCCUCGAGCUGCUGUGCAAGAACAUAUCGAUGCGACCAACCAGCAUUUGCCUACAGACCGACACAUUGCCAUUUCUUUGGUCAACAGCGCCCGAAAUUUCGUUGUGACCGGCCCCCCCAUUUCCCUCUAUGGUCUCAACCUUCGUCUCCGCAAGGUAAAGGCACCCACUGGUCUUGACCAAAAUCGAGUCCCCUACACACAGCGAAAGACCCGAUUUGUGAACCGGUUCCUUCCCAUUACCGCCCCAUUCCACAGCCCUUAUCUGGCCGCUGCAUACGAUCAAAUUUUGGAGGAUGUUGAUGGAAUUGAAAUUCCAGCCAAAUCUCUCGCAAUCCCCGUUUACGAUACUCAAUCCGGUGAGGAUUUAAGGUCGAUUGGCGGCAAGAAUAUCGUUCCGGAAUUGGUUCGCAUGAUCACCCGAGAUGCGGUCAAUUGGGAACAAGCUACAGUGUUCCCCAAGGCCACUCAUAUCAUUGACUUUGGUCCUGGAGGUAUUUCAGGAUUGGGAGUCCUGACCAACCGCAACAAGGAUGGCACUGGGGUUCGCGUAAUUCUGGGUGGUGCAAUUGACGGUACCAAUGCAGAAGUUGGCUACAAACCAGAGCUUUUUGACCGCGACGAGCAUGCUGUUAAGUUCGCCGUGGACUGGGUUCGCCAGCACGGCCCUCGCCUUGUCAAGACAUCUGUGGGUCAGACCUUUGUUGACACCAAGAUGAGUCGGCUGCUUGGUGUCCCUCCCAUCCUAGUUGCUGGUAUGACCCCGACCACAGUCCCAUGGGACUUUGUGGCGGCCACCAUGAACGCGGGUUACCAGAUUGAACUUGCUGGCGGUGGUUAUUACAAUGCCAAAACAAUGACUGAGGCUGUCAACAAAAUCGAGAAAGCCAUUCCCCCCGGCCGCGGUAUCACUAUCAAUCUGAUCUACGUCAACCCCCGUGCGAUGGGCUGGCAGAUUCCUUUGAUCGGCAAACUUCGUGCAGAUGGUGUGCCCAUUGAAGGUUUGACGAUCGGCGCUGGUGUACCUUCUAUCGAGGUUGCCAACGAGUACAUUGAGACUCUCGGCAUCAAACACAUUUCAUUCAAGCCAGGGUCAGGUGAUGCCAUUCAACAAGUGAUUAACAUUGCCAAAGCCAACCCAUCAUUCCCCAUCAUUCUCCAGUGGACUGGUGGCCGAGGAGGCGGUCACCAUUCGUUCGAAGAUUUCCACCAGCCUAUUUUGCUCAUGUAUAGCCGCCUUCGCAAGUGCAAUAAUAUCGUCCUCGUGGCUGGUAGCGGAUUUGGUGGAGCUGAAGAUACCUACCCCUACCUCACCGGAACAUGGUCAUCUCGAUUCGGCUAUCCACCAAUGCCGUUCGAUGGCUGCAUGUUCGGUAGUCGUAUGAUGACUGCCAAAGAAGCGCACACGUCAACUAAUGCCAAGAAGGCAAUCGCCGCCGCUCCUGGUGUUGACGACAGCCAGUGGGAGAACACUUACAAUAAACCCACUGGAGGUGUCAUUACUGUCUUAUCUGAGAUGGGAGAGCCCAUUCACAAGCUUGCCACUCGCGGUGUCCUCUUCUGGAGUGAAUUGGAUAAGAAGAUCUUCAGUCUCGACAAGGCCAAACGAGUUGCCGAGUUGAAGAAAAACCGAGAGUGGAUUAUCAAGAAGCUGAACGACGACUUCCAGAAAGUCUGGUUUGGUCGGAACUCUGCCGGCGUCACUGUAGAUUUGGAAGACAUGACCUACGUCGAAGUGGUUCAUCGUAUGGUUGAACUUAUGUAUGUCAAGCAUGAGUCUCGUUGGAUUGACAACAGCUUGAAGAAGCUCACUGGCGACUUCAUUCGCCGCGUGGAAGAACGGUUCACAACCGCAGAAGGCCAAGCUUCUCUUCUUCAAACUUAUUCAGAGCUCGACACGCCAUACCCUACCGUUGACACCAUUCUAGCAUCCUACCCUGAAGCCUCCACACAACUCAUCAAUGCCCAAGACGUGCAAUACUUCCUUAUGCUAUGUCAACGUCGAGGCCAAAAACCCGUUCCAUUCGUUCCUUCUCUCGAUGAAAACUUUGAAUUCUGGUUCAAGAAGGACUCUCUAUGGCAAUCAGAAGAUCUUGAGGCGGUCUAUGGUCAAGAUGUUGAAAGAACCUGUAUUCUGCAAGGUCCCAUGGCUGUCAAGUACUCCAAUACAGUUGACGAGCCAGUCAAAGACAUUCUCGACAACAUUCACAGUGAUCAUAUCAACUUCUUGGUCCGCGAUGUGUAUGGUGGCAAGGAAGCAAAUGUCCCUGUCAUUGAGUACUUCGGUGGACAACCUCUUCGCACUGAGGACGAGGAGCCUGAAAUCGAUGGCCUCAUUGUGUCCGAAGAUGCUACCAAGACAUCAUACCGCCUGUCAAGCUCUCCAACUGCAGUACUUCCUGAUGUAGACAGUUGGCUACAACUUCUUGCGGGCAAUGUACACUCUUGGCGACAUGCCUUUUUCACUACCGAAGUGUUUGUGCAAGGCCAACGCUUCCAAACCAACCCAUUGAGACGACUGCUUGCUCCCACAAGAGGCAUGUACAUUGAGAUCCUCUCCGCUAGCGAUCCUAGCAAGACGGUUAUCAGUGUCCGAGAACCUAGCCAGUCUGCUAAGCUAGUCAAGACUCUCGAAAUCAAGCUUGUGGCCCCCAAGGAGGUUGCGCUCACCAUGUUCGAGGGUCGUACAGCUGAGGGUGGCGUAAUUCCGCUGACCUUCCGUUUCACUUACCACCCCGAGACUGGAUACGCUCCUAUCCGUGAAAUCAUGGAGAACCGCAACGAUCGCAUCAAAGAGUUUUAUUAUCGAGCAUGGUUCGGCGAGAAGGUUGUGCCCUUGGAUAGCGCCAUCACUGCGAUCUUUGACGGCGGGCGUGAAACAGUUACCGCACAAGCAGUUGCUGAUUUCGUACAUGCUGUGGGCAAUACCGGUGAAGCAUUUGUCAACCGCCCUGGCCAAGAUAUGUAUGCCCCCAUGGACUUUGCCAUUGUGGUGGGAUGGAAGGCUAUUACAAAGCCCAUCUUCCCGCGAAGAAUCGAUGGAGACUUGCUCAAGUUGGUUCACCUGUCCAAUGGUUUCAGAAUGGUUCCUGGAGCAGAGCCUAUCAAGGUUGGAGAUGUUCUCGACACCACGGCGCAGAUCAACGCCGUAAUCAACCAAGACUCGGGCAAAAUGGUCGAGGUUUGCGGCACAAUCAAACGCGACGGACAGCCAAUCAUGCAAGUCACAAGUCAGUUCCUGUACAGGGGCGUGUAUACGGACUUUGAAAACACCUUCCAACGGAAAGACGAAGUCCCUAUGCAACUUAACCUUGCUUCAAGCAAAGAUCUUGCCGUUCUUCGUUCUAAGGAAUGGUUCCGCCUGGAUGAAUCUGAUGUUGAGCUGCUCGGGCAAACUCUGACCUUCCGGCUUCAAACCCUGGUUCGCUUCAAGAAUAAUAAUGUCUUUAGCAACGUUCAAACGAUCGGCCAGGUCCUUGUUGAGCUUCCUACCAAGGAAGUUAUCCAAGUUGGAUCUGUGGACUAUGAGGCCGGUGUAUCGCAUGGCAACCCUGUCAUUGAUUAUCUCGAACGCAAUGGUUCAUCUAUUGAGCAGCCUAUAAAUUUCGAGAACCCAAUCCCACUUAGUGGUAAGACACCACUUGAGCUGCGGGCUCCAGCUUCAAACGAAAACUACGCCCGGGUUUCUGGAGAUUACAAUCCGAUUCACGUUUCCCGUGUGUUCUCGAGCUAUGCCAACUUGCCCGGCACUAUCACCCAUGGCAUGUACUCGAGUGCUGCUGUACGAAGCUUGGUCGAAACUUGGGCCGCUGAAAACAACAUUGGCCGAGUCCGAAGCUUCCACGUGAACCUGGUCGGGAUGGUCCUGCCUAAUGACGCCAUCACGGUGAAACUGGAGCAUAUUGGUAUGAUUGCUGGUCGGAAGAUCAUCAAGGUUGAGGUUAGAAAUAAGGAGACCGAAGACAGCGUCUUGCUAGGCGAAGCCGAGGUCGAACAGCCAGUUUCGGCUUACGUUUUCACUGGGCAAGGCUCGCAGGAGCAAGGUAUGGGUAUGGAUCUAUAUGGUAGCAGCGAUGUGGCAAAGGACGUCUGGGAUCGUGCCGACAAACACUUCUUGGAGAACUAUGGCUUGUCUAUCAUCGAUAUCGUCAAGAACAACCCCAAGGAAUUGACCGUCCACUUUGGUGGCCCUCGAGGAAAGGCUAUCCGCCAGAACUACAUGUCGAUGACCUUUGAGACCGUCAAUGCGGAUGGCACGAUCAAAUCCGAAAAGAUCUUCAAGGAGGUGGACGAGACCACCACAUCUUAUACCUACCGGUCUCCAGCCGGUCUACUCUCUGCCACUCAAUUUACUCAGCCUGCCUUGACAUUGAUGGAGAAGGCUAGCUUUGAAGACAUGCGCGCCAAGGGUCUUGUGCAGCGCGACAGCAGCUUUGCGGGACAUUCCCUUGGAGAAUACUCUGCGCUUGCCGCUCUGGCAGAUGUCAUGCCAAUUGAAAGCUUGGUGUCAGUAGUGUUCUACCGUGGUUUGACCAUGCAGGUUGCCGUAGAGCGUGAUGAACAGGGUCGCUCCAACUACUCGAUGUGUGCCGUCAAUCCUAGCCGCAUCUCCAAUACUUUCAACGAGCAAGCUCUGCAAUAUGUCGUGGAGAAUAUCUCCGAGGUCACAGGUUGGUUGUUGGAAAUCGUCAAUUACAACGUAGCCAAUAUGCAAUACGUUGCUGCCGGAGACUUACGUGCCCUGGACACCCUGACCAAUCUGCUCAACGCGCUCAAGGCGCAGAAAAUCGACAUCCCAACGCUGAUGGAAGAAAUGUCUCUCGAAGAUGUCAAAGCCCACCUCGUGCAAAUCAUCCAAGGUUGUGUCAAACUCACCGAAGCCAAACCGACACCCAUCGCCCUCGAGCGCGGAUUCGCCACGAUCCCUCUUCGUGGUAUCGACGUGCCCUUCCACAGCACCUUUUUGCGCUCGGGCGUCAAGCCUUUCCGGUCUUUCUUGCUCAAGAAGAUCAACAAGACGACCAUUGACCCGAGCAAGCUUAUUGGCAAAUAUAUCCCGAACGUGACAGCCAGACCGUUUGAGAUUACAAAGGAGUACUUUGAAGAAGUUUAUAAACUGACCGGUUCCCCGCGUAUCGCGAAUGUUUUGGCCAAUUGGGAAAAGUAUGAGGAUCCAAAGGAUGCUGCUCGUGCGGCUACCACUGCUACGGCUUAA
Messenger RNA from Talaromyces rugulosus, 6279 nucleotides. RefSeq lists its product as uncharacterized. Bases 1 to 6279 code for a protein of 2092 amino acids. Gene Ontology annotation, biological process: long-chain fatty acid biosynthetic process. Gene Ontology annotation, cellular component: fatty acid synthase complex. The transcript has 2 exons. The record is from RefSeq and is a predicted model, not a curated record. Gene Ontology annotation, molecular function: [acyl-carrier-protein] S-malonyltransferase activity; [acyl-carrier-protein] S-acetyltransferase activity; fatty acid synthase activity. NCBI's taxonomy places the organism in Eukaryota, Fungi, Ascomycota, Eurotiomycetes, Eurotiales, Trichocomaceae.